This is a messenger RNA of Rotaria socialis, 861 nucleotides long. The record is from the annotation of a GenBank genome assembly. NCBI's taxonomy places the organism in Eukaryota, Metazoa, Rotifera, Eurotatoria, Philodinida, Philodinidae.
AUGAGCGCACGUUUCAAACUUAUUACUGGUCUAACAAUUGUCAUGACUUCUUUGCCAAUGUUAUACUUCUUGAAAUCAAAUAACGAUUUUUUAACAUUAACUACAUCUGCAAGUGAUUCUACAAUAUCAGCUGUUCAUGAAAUAUUUUCCUGUAAUAGUUGGAAGAAUCUUUCAUAUAUUGACGUUCCAAAAUAUAAAAACUGCUUAAAACAGAGUCGAAAUGAUCAAUUUUGGACUGUUCACGGACUACGUCAUACGUCUUUUAAAAAUUUAUUAAAUUCUUCGUCACUCAUUAUCGAAGUUGGUGGAAAUACUGGACUUGAUACAUCUCAAUUUAUUACACUGUACAACCCUUCAAUAAUUAGUUUUGAACCGAUAGUAGAAAUGUCAAAAGGACUCGUAGAAAAAUUUAAAACAAAUCCAAAAAUUGAAAUUCAACCUUACGGACUUGGUAGUCAAGCAAGAAAUGUGUCCAUUGAACUAUUUGACACUGAUAAUGCUGGUACAAGUAUUUUUCGAAAAUUAUCCUUAAAAAAUUCAGCGAAUAUUCAAACAAUUCAGUUGCUCAACGUAGUACAAGUUAUUGAAAAUAUUCGCAAUACAAGAACACAAAAUGGUAUCAUUGAUAUGAUUAGUAUAAACUGUGAAGGUUGUGAAUUCGAAAUUCUACCUGCUCUUAUUCAUAGUAAUAUGAUAAAAUAUUUUCGUAUUAUACAAUUUGGAUCACAUAUGAAUUUUUUAAGUGGAUCAUCAUGUAUUUACUGUCAGAUCGAACAAUCACUAGAACAAACUCAUGAAAUCGUAUAUCACUACGUUAUGUUAUGGGAAGCUUGGAUAUUAAAGAAUAAAAUAGAAAAUUAA